AUAUCAUUAAAAAUAAAUGGAAGUCGAGCAAGCCAAAGAGGAAAUACAUGACAAGUCACAUGCUGAAGGGACGAUAAUCUCCCAAGGAGCUGAGGGUAGGAUCUUUGUAUCUGAGAUAUUUGCUACACCUUGUAUUGUGAAAGAGAGAUUCAUCAAAAAGUACCGAGUUCCUGAACUAGAUACUAAAAUUACCAAACAAAGGAUAACUCAAGAGACUAGAAAUAUGGCUAGAGUGAAGAAAGCAGGUGUGAAUACACCUGCUUUGUUUUUCUUAGACCAUGAGAACAGAAAAAUUUAUAUGGAAUAUCUUCAAGAGCCCACUAUCACUGUCAAACAAUUCCUCCUUGAAAUAGAAGAUAUCAAUAUUCCAAGAAUUACAGAAAGUCUGUGUCAGAAAAUCGGAGAAUCUCUUGCUAAAAUGCAUCAGGCGAAUAUAAUCCAUGGAGAUCUGACCACUAGCAACAUGAUGGUGGAUAAGGAGUCUAUCUCCCACGAAGACCCUGCUGAGAACACCUGCGCAUUGUACUUAAUAGACUUCGGUCUGAGCUUCUUCAGUCUUAAGACUGAAGAUAAAGCUGUUGACCUCUAUGUCCUCAAAAGAGCAAUGAUCAGCCUGCAUCCAGGCUCUGAGGUGCUGUUUGACAAGAUCAUUGAGAAGUAUAGGGAAUGGAUGUGCCAAGAAAAGUGCGAAGAUAAGGGAAAUGAGAUAAUAGAGAAGUAUAAAGAUGUAGAGCUUAGAGGCAGGAAAAAGAUCUGUUUUGGAUAAAUUUUGUGCUCAA
This is a messenger RNA of Moneuplotes crassus, 779 nucleotides long. The record is from the annotation of a GenBank genome assembly. Lineage: Eukaryota; Ciliophora; Spirotrichea; Euplotida; Euplotidae.